AUGAACACCACCAAGUUACUCAAGACCAGUGAUUAUCUUCAUAUUCCUGAUUCAUCUAAUGGCAAAUGGAAGAAUUUUGUCUCACAAGCUCUAAGGAAUAGCUGCCUCAAAUUCUACUACAGCAAUAGCAAGAAGGCCCUCAAGAAUACAGAUGAAUUUCAACAUACAAUACCUGUCAAUGGGCUGCUUCUUGUGGGCACCAUGGUCCACCAUAUGAAGGGUGUCCUCACUGGGUUUUGUGAGACCAGCACUGACAAAGUCCCUGACCUCUCUGCAGAUAAAUGUAGGGCUGACUUCAACUUGUUGCAGAGGUCUGUAGAUGCACUUAUAGAAAAUCCUGACCAUCAUAUGGAGCUCAAGGAGAUGUUAGAGCAGUGGACUAUGAUUGGGGUGGGUGACCUUGAUUUUGAUGAGGGUAAUAUGGGAGGCAGUGAUAUAGAGGAUGUCAACAUCAUCUUAUAA
Molecule: messenger RNA, 462 nt
Organism: Suillus subaureus
Lineage: Eukaryota; Fungi; Basidiomycota; Agaricomycetes; Boletales; Suillaceae
Exons: 3
Coding region: 1-462 (153 amino acids)
Source: RefSeq, a predicted model, not a curated record